CGGUCUCUCGCUCAGAGCUCCCGCCGCGGCCGGCCGGAGGGACGUCGUCGAUAUCAAUCCCUAACUCGCUAGCUGCGCAUACAUCGUACGCACGUACCUAGCUUAACAAUAAUCACGCCAUGGGGAAGCGCAGCGCCCCCCGCUACCCGGAGGACGAGAACAAAGGCGGCGGCGUGUGCUGCUGCUUGUGCGGCUGCUGCUGCUUCCUCUUAGUCCUCGUUGCAUUAUUUGUCGGCUCGUCGGUCUACCUCGUCUACACCUUGAAGCCCAAGGCGCCGUCCUACUCCGUGAGCAAGAUGGCCGUCUCGAAGUUCGACUUCAGCUCCUCCGACCUCACGCUCUACACUAAGCUCGUCGCCACCGUCCGCGCCGAGAACCCCAACGACAAGAUCGGCAUCAAGUACGCGGACGGCUCCCGCACCGUCGUCUCCUACCGCGGCACGCCGCUGUGCUCCGGCAAACUCCCCACCUUCUUCCAGGGCCACAACAACGUCACCAUGCUGGAGAUCUCCAUGGAGGGGCGCCACGGGUUCGGGUCCGGCCUGCAGGAGGCGCUGGAGGAGAGCGAGAAGGCCGGCAACGUGCCGCUCGACGUGUACGUCACCGUGCCGGUGCAGCUGCUGCUGGAUACCUACGACUUGCCGCAGCUCAAGGUGAACGUGCACGCGGCUCUCGUCGUCGACAGCAUAUCGCCCAAGAAGCCGCCUACCAUCAAGUCGGCCACUUACCAGGGCAACGUAGAGUACUGAUGUGGUACUCAAUUACCGGAGGGCUGGGUUAAUUAACUACUCAAGCAGGAAUUAACCUUUUACUCUUCGACAUAUUCGUUGGUUGAUUGUCCAGUGGAGCUGGGGAGGAAUGUAUACACAUGUUUGUACUGUGAUGUAACCUCUAAUUAACGCUGUAGUCAAAUGGGUUCCAAAUCAUAUUAUUUGAUUUGUUUCGUCAACGUGGAUUUCCCACGUGGAGUGGACGUCCAAGGAUUAUCUAAUGAUCCUGAGCAUCUCGAGAUUUGUGGGAUCCUUUCUCGUAUAUUUUUUGACAAAAUCUAUGAAACACACGCA
This is a messenger RNA of Triticum aestivum (bread wheat), 1064 nucleotides long. RefSeq names its product NDR1/HIN1-like protein 6. The coding region runs from base 120 to 749 and encodes 209 amino acids. Gene Ontology annotation, cellular component: plasma membrane. NCBI's taxonomy places the organism in Eukaryota, Viridiplantae, Streptophyta, Magnoliopsida, Poales, Poaceae. The record is from RefSeq and is a predicted model, not a curated record. Gene Ontology annotation, biological process: defense response to other organism. The transcript has a single exon.